Messenger RNA from Oncorhynchus tshawytscha (Chinook salmon), 7375 nucleotides. RefSeq names its product plexin b1a (gene plxnb1a). Bases 322 to 6735 code for a protein of 2137 amino acids. Gene Ontology annotation, biological process: positive regulation of axonogenesis; regulation of cell migration; regulation of cell shape. Gene Ontology annotation, cellular component: semaphorin receptor complex. The transcript has 38 exons. The record is from RefSeq and is a predicted model, not a curated record. Gene Ontology annotation, molecular function: semaphorin receptor activity; protein binding. NCBI's taxonomy places the organism in Eukaryota, Metazoa, Chordata, Actinopteri, Salmoniformes, Salmonidae.
AGCUAGAGCUUGUUCGUUGUGGUAACUGUUCCUCUGAACUCCUCGUGCGCAUAGCCAGGCAGAUGGUCAGCUGUGGGGAUGCUUAAAGACACAACGAAUGUACCCACAUAACAACGGACAAAGUGCUGCCAGGUAAAGAAUAGGAAGGAGCACCUGAGUAAAACAAACGCACGCUUGGAUUAAGUGGAGGUAGCGGUCCUACUUUUGGACCGAACAGACACUUUUUUUUUCGCUAUUUAAGGUGGAGUGAACAAGAAUGGUUUAUGUUUGUGGAUGAGGAGGAGACUUGAGCUUAACGUCGGACACAAAUGAAUAUUUGCCAUGCCACUUGGGAUGUCUCUGAUCUCAGCCCUGCUCGUCUUCCUCCUGGUCACCACCACAUGCUCCCUCGCUGUCUGCACUUAUCCCCGCUUCUCCAGAAAUGAUACUUCAUUUGAGCACCUGGUCCUGCACCCAGACCCCUCUAUAGGCACGGUCUACGUGGGGGCCAGGGACCAUCUCUUCCAACUGGACGGGAUGGACGGCCUGCGUCUGGAGCAGGAGGAGAGGACCGGCCCAGUGACUGAUAGUAAGGAGUGUCUUCCCCCUGUCACAGAGGCCAACUGCCCCCAGGCCCGGCACACCUCCAACCACAACAAACUGCUCCUGGUAGACCCCUCAGCCAUGGAGCUCAUCACCUGUGGUAACGUCCACCAAGGCACCUGCCAGAAGCGCAGCCUAACCUCUGUGAAGGAGGUGCUGUUCUCCACAGAGAGGCCGGUGGAUACCCAGUACGUGGCGGCCAACGACCCGGGGGUGUCCACCGUGGGGCUGGUGGUGGGGCCCCGAGGCGGGGAGCGGGCUGUGCUCUAUGUGGGCCGUGGUUACACAAGCAGCCAUCCGCCCAUCUCCACACGCCACCUGGCCCACGAGCCUGUGUUCUCAUACGACGAAACCGCCAAGCUGGCCGUGGCGGGAAGGCUUUCGGAGUACGACCACCAUUUUGUAGCUGCCUUCGCUCGGCAUGGGCAUGUGUACUUCUUGUUCUAUCGCCGUGACAUUAAGGCUGUGACGCGGGAAUACCGUACGUAUGCUGCCCGCGUGUGUCUGGAUGACUCCUCCUACUACUCCUAUGUAGAGGUACCCCUGGUGUGUCACUCCUCCUCUACCUCCUCCCCAGAGAGGAACUACAACCUUCUGCAGGCAGCCCAGGUGGGUCAGGGGGGCGGCAGAGAGGGGGAGAAACUGCUUGGGCUCUUCUCCACCAGGGCCAGCUCCUCCAACGGGCCCUCAGACGACUCGGCUCUGUGUGUGUACGCCCUGGACGAGCUGGACAGACACAUCGACUCCACACGAGACCUGUGCUACACGCAGGAUGGUCGGGUGGAGGGAGGAGGGGAGGUGGCCUACAUCGAGUACGAGGUCAAGUCCAGCUGUGCCAAUUUACCCACGAACACCCUGAAGGCUUAUCCCUGUGGCUCUGACCACACCCCCAGUCCAAUGGCCAGCAGGGUGCCCAUAGAAGCUGAGGCAUUAUUGGAUAGCCCGUCCGCCCGUCUCACUGCUGUGGCUGUCAGUGUGAGGGCGGGGCACACAAUUGCCUUUUUAGGAGACUCUAAAGGAAAUUUGCACAAGGUGUUUCUAGGCUCUGGAGGUAGGGUGGAGAAGUACUCCUCCAUACUCAUCCAGCCCAACUCACCCAUCAGCAGUGACCUCCUCCUGGACCAGAUGGAGACGCACAUCUACAUCAUGACCAGCACAAUGGUGGAGAAGCGGCCGGUGGCAGAGUGUGGAGAUCACCUGGACUGUCAGUCCUGUCUCUCAGCCCGAGAGCCGUACUGUGGCUGGUGUGUUCUGGAGGGCAGGUGUGGCCAGCGUUCCCAGUGCAGUCGGGGGGCUCUGCAGGGCCAGUGGCUGUGGAGCUUUGACCAGCAGCAGCAGUGUCUCAGUAUCCAAUCCCUGAGCCUGUAUAACAUCAGCCUUGGAGUGGAGACAGACAUUGCUGUUUCAGUGAAGGGGUUGCCCAGUCUAGUGGAAGGCGAAGAAUACAAAUGUUUCUACCAGGAUGUGGAAAGUCCUGCCAAUGUCACAGACACUGGUGUGACCUGCUCUACCCCCGACUCCAGAAGGCUGCCUCUUAUUGGCCAAGGAGAAGACUCCGUCACCGUCCCUCUGUCCCUUCGCUUCCUCAAUGUGACAGUGGCUGCUUGGGAGUUCACCUUCUUUGACUGUGGCGUGGUCCAACAGCUCUCUGGAGGCAUGCCGUGCAGAGGGUGUGUGAGCAGUCGCUGGGGCUGUAACUGGUGUAUUCACCAGCACUUCUGCACCCCCAACACUUCCUGUGAUGAAGGAGUCACAAUUUACAACAAACACUUGAAACCACCAACAGCAGCCAAACAAUCUGAUACUGUAACUCCAACUGUUCUGGCUGCUCCAACACUCCCAUACACAGAGGUAUCUGUUAGGACCACUCCCCCAGUCCCAGCCAGCACGGAUGUGCCCUUAGCCACUCCCCCCACCACCGCCGAGCCCACUGCAGUCCCCACCACCCUCUCACAAACCAUCGCCACCACCACAUUUUCAACCACACUGGCCACCCAGGCUAUGACUGCACUGGAAGUGACAACCAGUCUGCAGGCAGGGGCCAUCGCAGAAGAGACCAAAGUGGAGGGAUAUGGAGACGGGAGUCUCCCCAGGACUACUGGUGGAACAGAGCAGACAACAGUCACCAGGGUUGAGCUGCUAGACUGGCCCGAGGCUCUAGAGAUGUUUCCUAGUAGUACUGCUGGACUGACUGGCCUCACUGGGAUGGAGCCCUCGUCCCCUGACACCACCUCAACCAUCUCCAGUGUUGUCCCCCUGUUAGUGGACCUGCCCACUGGCUCUGACAGGGAUGAGAUCCCCCUUGCCCCCUUCCAAAGUACAGCCUCACCCUCCUGGACCGGGGAAUGGGACAAGGGGGAGGGAGAGACCGAGACAAACAUGGACCCUGCAACAUCCUCUGCCACAGUGCCCUCUGGAGUUGAUGAACCAAACCAGCCCUCUCAAUCAUUUACCCUCACACCUGACCCUGAGUCUGAGUCUUCACCAGACUACCAGUCUGACUCCUUUGCUCUGCUGGACUGCCCGUGUGUGGAGAAGGUCCAGGGCUCCUCUCUACUUCCUGUUAAUGUGGAGAGGAAGAUCACUCUGGUGGGACGCCACCUUCACCUCUUCCAGGAUGAGGGUCUGGACUAUGAGUGUGUCCUGACCAUCGAGGGACGGUCAGUGGUGGUGGACGCGUACGUGGAGACAGAGGACACCCAGCCCUCUCUCUACUUCAUCACCUGCCAGCUACACCAGUAUGCCUAUACUGCCUUUGCGGAGGAGUACGAUGCCGUGAUCAAUGUGAGGAGGAGAGACACCUUUCAGAUUGAUAGUGCUGACGACCUUCAUGUGACGUUGUUUAACUGCUCUGUGGGCCGGUCAGACUGCAGCCGGUGUCGUAUGGCUGAUCAGAAGUAUGGCUGUGUGUGGUGCGGGGGAGCUCGUUCCAGAUGCAGUUACCGGGACUCCUGCGCUGGCGAGAUCAAGCAGUCCUGCCCAGCACCCGUCAUCCACUUUAUGGAGCCCAUCUCUGGACCAGUAGAUGGUGGUACUGUGGUGACCAUCUCAGGCUCCAAUCUGGGACAGAAAGCUGAAGACAUCCAGAACUCUGUCACUUUAGCUGGUGUCCCCUGCACGGUCAUCAACAGCAGAUAUGAGAUCUCCUCUAGGAUUGUGUGUGAGACCACAGCCAGUGGGGGACAGAAGAGUGGCCAGGCCUCAGUCGAGGUGAGAGGAGGAGGGCUUGGACUCUCCAGUCAAAGGUUCAGCUUCCAGGACCCAGUUCUGUUGGAGAUAGCCCCUCAUAAGGGGCCCAAGGCUGGGGGCUCUGCGUUGACCGUAAUGGGCCAGAGCCUGAAGACUGGACACCUCAGUGAGGUCAGCGUGCUGAUUGGAGGAGUCCCAUGCCUCAUCUCCUCGGAGGUCAAGGAUGACCAGAUUACAUGUAUGACUGGAGGCAGCAACAGAACUGGAGCACAUGGAAUCACUGUCCGAUUUGGUAGAGCAGAGCGCCAUCUAGAGGGAGACAUUUACUAUUACACCUCAGACCCUAACGUAACCAUGGCUACACCCUCCAAAAGCUUUCUCAGUGGUGGAAGACUGAUACGUGUGUCCGGACAAAACCUGGAUGUAGUCCAGGAGCCCAGAAUCCGGGUGACCGUUAGUCCUCUGGAGUCCCUCUCACCGAGGAAGAACAGGAGGACGAGGAGGAGCAGCAGAGAUGGAGAGAGUAGAUUUGAGACGCGCUGUGCCGUGAGCAGCUCCUCUCUGAUGCUGUGCCCUACGCCUGCCGUGGGGACGGAGGCCCACAGUGCCCGGGUCAAGGUGGACUUCCUACUGGAUAACCUGCACUUUGACUUCAGCGCUGUGGGCAGCGGUGUUUUCAGUUACGAGCUCAACCCCAUCCUAAUCCCACUGAACCAGAAUGACCCCAGCAAACCCUACCAGCACAAACCUGGCAGCAUCAUCUCUGUGGAGGGGGAGAACCUGGACCUGGCCAUCUUUAAGGAGGAGGUGGUGGCUCUGAUCGGGGAUGGGGUGUGCUCGGUGAAGACCUUGACCCAUAACCACCUCUACUGUGAGCCUCCAUCCCAGCAGCCCUCAGUGAUGGCCAGCAAGAAGCAGGAGGGCAUGGAUUCUCUCCCCGAGUUCACUGUCCAGAUGGGCAACCUGAACUUCUCCCUGGGCAGAGUGCAGUAUGACACCCAGGUCCAGUCCACCUUCCCCCUGGAGGCCCAGGUGGGCUUGGGGGUGGGGGCCUCCAUCGUAGCCCUCAUCGUCCUCAUCAUAGUGCUCAUAUACAGGAGGAAGAGCAAACAGGCCGUGAGGGACUACAAGAAGGUCCAGAUUCAGCUGGAGAAUCUGGAGACCAGUGUGAGGGACCGCUGCAAGAAGGAGUUCACAGACCUGAUGACUGAAAUGAUGGACUGUUCCAGUGACCUGGUGGGUUCUGGUAUCCCCUUCCUGGACUACAGGGCAUAUGCAGAGCGCAUUUUCUUCCCUGGCCACCGGGAGUCGCCACUGAGGCGAGAUUUGGACGUGCCGGAGUGCCGUAGACAGACGGUGGAGCAGGGGCUGGUUCAGUUGUCCAACCUCCUCAACAGCAAACUAUUCCUCACCACGUUCAUCCACACCCUGGAGGUGCAGCGAACCUUUUCCCCUCGGGACCGGGCCUACGUGGCCUCCCUGCUCACCGUGGCCCUGCAUGGGAAGCUGGAGUACUUCACUGACAUCCUGAAGACUCUGCUCAAUGACCUGGUGGUGCAGUACAUGGCCAAAAACCCCAGACUGAUGCUCCGAAGAACUGAGUCAGUGGUGGAGAAACUGCUGACCAACUGGAUGUCAAUGUGUCUGUUUACCUUCCUGAGGGACACUGCAGGGGAAUCCUUCUACAUGCUGUUCAGAGCCAUUAAACACCAGGUGGACAAGGGACCGGUGGACGUUGUGACAGGAAAGGCCAAGUAUACACUCAACGACAACAGGCUGCUCCGCGAGGAUGUAGAUUACAAAACCCUGACACUGAAUGUCCUCAUGCCAGCGACAGGCAACGGUGGCAUGCCCCAGACGGCUCCUGCCAAGGUGCUGGACUGUGACACCAUAACCCAGGUGAAGGAGAAGCUCCUGGAGCAAGCAUGGAAGAGCAUGUCCUUCUCCCAGAGGCCCCACACAGACUCUCUCCACCUGGAGUGGCGUGCGGGCACGGCAGGUCACCUGAUUCUGUCUGACGAGGACCUGACGUCGGUGGUGCAGGGCUCCUGGAAACGCCUCAACACCCUGCAGCAUUACAAGGUUCCGGAUGGAGCCACUGUUGCACUGGUACCCCGGAACACCAAACACAUCCACAAUGACAGCCAUGAUUACAUUCCUGGAGAGAAGACACCUAUGUUGGACGAUGGGGACGAGGGAGGCGUGAAGCUCUGGCACCUGGUGAAAGCCAACGAGGAGCCAGACCUUCCCAAACACAGGCGUGGCAGCCUGAGGGAGAGAGAGAGGGCCAAAGCCAUCCCUGAGAUCUACCUCACUCGCCUACUCUCCAUGAAGGGCACACUGCAGAAGUUUGUGGAUGACUUGUUCACAGUGAUCCUGAGCACUAACCAGCCAGUUCCCAUGGCUGUCAAGUACUUCUUUGACCUGCUGGAUGAGCAGGCUCUGCAACACAACAUCACAGACUCUGAGACCAUACACAUCUGGAAGACUAACAGUUUACCCCUGAGGUUCUGGAUUAACAUCCUGAAGAACCCUCAGUUCAUCUUUGACGUUCAGGCAUCAGACCACGUGGACGCUGUGUUGUCUGUCAUAGCCCAGACCUUCAUGGAUUCCUGUACCAUUGCCGAGCACAAGCUGGGCAGGGACUCUCCUAUCAACAAGUUGCUGUAUGCCAGAGAUAUCCCACGGUACAAGCAGAUGGUAGAGAGAUACUAUGCUGACAUCAGGCAGACCAUUUCUGCCAGUGACCAGGAAAUGAAUUCUGCACUUGCAGAACUGUCUCGAAAUUAUGCUGGCGAGGUGAACUACCUUGUGGCCCUGCAUGAACUGUAUAAGUACAUCAACAAGUACUAUGAUCAGAUCAUCACUGCUCUAGAGGAGGACUCUACAGCUCAGAAGAUGCAGCUGGGAUACAGGCUCCAGCAGAUCUCGGCUGCCGUGGAGAAUAAAGUCACUGACCUAUGAUGACAGAGUGGCCCUGAGACAGGGGACAGGCCGUGACACUGAGAUGACAGAGUGGCCAUGAGACAGGGGACAGGCCACAACACUGAGAUGACAGAGUGGCCCUGAGACAGGGGACAGGCUACGACACUUAGGAGAAGACAACAGCUGAGAUGAGUAGUCCCAAAUGAAAAAAUGUGUGAAAAGGAGGAAGACACAGUGAAAUGAACAUACAGGGUGUGAUUUCAUACAGGGUGAGAUUUUCCUCUCUUUUUGGCAGACUGAAGGAAGGAAAGAAGGAAGAUGGUUGAGGGGCACUCAGUAGCCACGUCCUUGUGGAGUUCCUGAUCAUAGAUUCUCCUGAUGAGCUGCACAGGACAUUUCCAUGGCAACCUGACUACAUGUUCCCACUACUGCUCAGUGUGUAGAUACAUAGACAUUAUUCUGAGUAAGUAAGCAAAGUCCUGUUGAACUCUCUGCAUGGCUGCAGAGUCUCUGCAACAGGAAGUCAGUCUUACUGGGAGGAAAUGGAUUUAUGAAGCUUACAGCACUGGAGAGAACUGAAUAGCAGUUAGUGCAUUGACGCUAUUGUCAUCGAAUGCCUCCUGUUUCUUUGAAUCACAUUUUCUAAGUCUUACUUUUGAUUAAAUAGCUAACAUUUACA